Molecule: messenger RNA, 522 nt
Organism: Aspergillus viridinutans
Lineage: Eukaryota; Fungi; Ascomycota; Eurotiomycetes; Eurotiales; Aspergillaceae
Product: NuoB/complex I 20 kDa subunit family protein
Exons: 1
Coding region: 1-522 (173 amino acids)
Biological process (GO): electron transport coupled proton transport; mitochondrial respiratory chain complex I assembly; aerobic respiration
Molecular function (GO): quinone binding; NADH dehydrogenase (ubiquinone) activity; 4 iron, 4 sulfur cluster binding
Source: RefSeq, a predicted model, not a curated record
AUGCCGGCAAGCUACACCAUAUACUGUCAGUUUAAAUCCUCCAUACGCUCGCAACGUACUAACCUACCCAGAACAACAACUGACUCGCUCGUCAACUGGACCCGCCAAGGCUCCUUCUGGCCCCUCGCCUUCGGUCUCGCCUGCUGCGGCGUCGAGAUGAUGGCCGCGUCCAUGCCCCGAUAUGACCAAGACCGACAGGGCAUCAUCUUCCGCGCCUCGCCCCGCCAAGCCGAUGUCAUGAUCGUCGCUGGAACAGUGACCAACAAGGUGGCGCCGGCGCUGCGACAGCUGUACGAUCAGAUGCCGGAUCCGAAGUGGGUGAUAAGUAUGGGAAGUUGUGCGAAUGGGGGCGGGUAUUAUCAUCACUCGUAUAGUGUUGUCCGGGGCUUGGAUCGGUUGGUCCCGGUGGAUAUCUAUGUGCCUGGUUGUCCCCCGAUGCCGGAGGCACUUUUAUAUGGUAUUCUCCAGCUGAAGAGGAAAAUCAAAGGUACAAAGGUGACGAGGAUGUGGUACCGGAGAUAA